This is a messenger RNA of Lacerta agilis (Sand lizard), 1522 nucleotides long. It is a transcript of the gene CHRNA5, whose product is annotated as cholinergic receptor nicotinic alpha 5 subunit. Gene Ontology annotation, molecular function: transmembrane signaling receptor activity; acetylcholine-gated monoatomic cation-selective channel activity. The transcript is spliced from 6 exons. The record is from RefSeq and is a predicted model, not a curated record. NCBI's taxonomy places the organism in Eukaryota, Metazoa, Chordata, Lepidosauria, Squamata, Lacertidae. Gene Ontology annotation, cellular component: neuron projection; postsynaptic membrane; synapse. Gene Ontology annotation, biological process: monoatomic ion transmembrane transport; nervous system process; chemical synaptic transmission. The coding region runs from base 226 to 1356 and encodes 376 amino acids.
ACAUUUGUCCACCGGGAAGGAAGCCAUCCUGGCUUUCCAAAGGAUUGAAUCCCAGGUACGUCUGAACCUUCCUUUAUUGCUAAAAGUGAAGACCGUCUGUUUAAAUACUUAUUUGAAGAUUAUGAGAGAUGGGUUCGCCCAGUAGAGCGUCUGAACGACACAAUCAAAGUGAAGUUUGGCCUUGCAAUUUCCCAGUUAGUGGAUGUGGAUGAGAAAAAUCAACUGAUGACAACAAAUGUUUGGUUGAAGCAGGAAUGGAUUGAUGUAAAACUGAAGUGGGACCCUAAAGACUAUGCUGGAAUAACAUCUAUCCGUGUCCCUUCAGAGUCUAUAUGGAUCCCAGAUAUUGUUUUGUAUGACAAUGCAGAUGGUCGUUUUGAAGGAACAUCUACCAAAACAGUAGUGAAACACGAUGGCACAAUUGCUUGGACUCCUCCAGCAAAUUACAAAAGCUCCUGUACCAUAGAUGUCACUUACUUUCCAUUUGACCGCCAGAACUGCUCCAUGAAGUUUGGAUCCUGGACGUAUGAUGGCUCACAAGUUGACAUAAUUCUAGUGGACGAUGAAGUAGACAAGAGAGAUUUCUUUGAUAAUGGAGAAUGGGAAAUAGUAAUGGCAACAGGGAUCAGAGGGAAAAGAACUGAUGGGUGUUGCUGGUAUCCAUUUAUUACCUACUCAUUUAUAAUUAGACGCCUGCCUCUCUUUUAUACACUGUUCCUUAUUAUUCCCUGCAUAGGGUUGUCAUUCUUAACCGUCCUUGUCUUUUACCUUCCAUCUUAUGAAGGUGAGAAAAUUUCUUUGUGCACAUCCGUUCUCGUUUCCUUAACUGUCUUUCUGCUUGUCAUUGAAGAAAUCAUACCAUCAUCUUCCAAAGUUAUACCUCUUAUCGGCGAGUACUUGGUAUUCACGAUGAUAUUUGUUACGUUAUCCAUUGUAAUAACUGUCUUUGCUAUUAAUGUUCAUCAUCGGUCCUCAUCUACGCACGAUGCAAUGGCACCUUGGGUCCGCAGGAUAUUCCUUCACAAACUUCCCAAACUGCUUUGUAUGAGAAGCCAUGUCGACAGGUAUUUCACUCAGGAGGGGGAUGCCAGCAAUGAGGAAGGUUCUGAGGCGUCUCGGAUUACCUUGGAAGCCGCCCUAAAUUCUAUCCGAUAUAUUACAAGGCACAUUGUCAAGGAGAAUGAAGUACGUGAGGUUGUUGAAGACUGGAAAUUUAUAGCUCAGGUGCUUGAUCGUGUGUUCUUAUGGACGUUCCUUCUGGUUUCAAUCAUCGGAUCUCUGGCUCUAUUUAUUCCUGUAAUCCAUAAAUGGGCAAACAUAAUAGUACCUGUCCAUAUUGGAAGCACCAACAAAUAAGUAUGUGAUGAGGACAAAAUUGUACCAGUCUUUAUAGAAAUAUUAAUCUUAGAGGUAAAUGAUAGUGAAAUUAUCUGGCACAUUUUAAUCUACAGUUCUGAAAUUUUGGAAGGUGUGGGUUGGAGUUCAUGCUUAUAUUUAAGCAUGGACCUCUUAGGACAUAUCC